This is a messenger RNA of Balearica regulorum gibbericeps (East African grey crowned-crane), 1741 nucleotides long. The record is from RefSeq and is a predicted model, not a curated record. NCBI's taxonomy places the organism in Eukaryota, Metazoa, Chordata, Aves, Gruiformes, Gruidae.
AUGACUGGUCUUGUUCAGAACCGUGCCUCUCUCAUUCUGCAGGAAUAUAGGAUUUCAAGCUUUGAGCAGAGGCUGAUGAACGAAAUAGAAUUUCGCCUUGAACGUACGCCGGUGGAUGAAUCAGAUGAUGAAAUCCAACAUGAAGAAAUCCCUACAGGCAAAUACAUAGCACCGAUCUUUGAUAAGAGACUCAAGCAUUUUCGGGUAACGGAAGGAUCUCCUAUUACAUUCACUUGCAAAAUAGUUGGAAUACCUGUUCCCAAGGUAUACUGGUUCAAGGAUGGCAAGCAGAUUUCAAAGAAAAAUACUCAUUUCAAAAUGAGCAGAGAAGAGGAUGGAACAUGUUCUUUACAUAUUGAAGCUUCUACUAAUGAUGAUGAUGGCAACUAUACAAUUAUGGCUGCAAACCCACAAGGGAGAAUCAGUUGUUCAGGCCACCUGAUGGUUCAGAGUAUCCCUGUUCGGGGCCGAGUAUCAACAAUUCAGCCUCACAGAACACGACCCCGGGCACCUGAAGGAGACAAAGAGGCAGUUCAAGAACGCUUUUUCAGGCCAUACUUUCUACAGGCUCCAGGUGACAUGGUAGCACAUGAAGGGCGACUUUGUAGGUUGGAUUGUAAGGUGAGUGGGUUACCAACUCCAGACCUGACGUGGCUUCUGAAUGGCAAACCUGUGCUACCAGAUGGCACCCACAAGAUGCUGGUCAGAGAGAAUGGAGUUCACUCUCUGCUUAUUGAUCCUCUCUCACAAAACGAUGCUGGAACUUAUACUUGCCUUGCCACUAAUAAAACAGGACAAAAUUCAUUUAGUUUGGAGCUCACUGUUGUAGCAAAGGAAGUAAAAAAAGCUCCCAUGUUUUUGGAGAAGCUUCAGAACUGUGGUGUUCCUGAAGGGUACCCCGUCAGAUUAGAGUGCAGAGUUGUGGGAAUGCCACCCCCCAUAUUUUACUGGAAGAAGGAUAAUGAGACCAUCCCAUCAAACAGAGAGAGGAUGAGCAUGCAUCAAGAUACAACAGGGUACGUCUGCCUCCUCAUUCAACCUGCCAAGAAAGCAGAUGCUGGCUGGUACACCUUGUCUGCAAAAAAUGAAGCCGGUAUUGUCUCUUGUACUGCUAGACUUGACAUAUAUGCUCAGUGGCACCAUCAAAUUCCGCAACCAAUAAAGCUUCGACCUGGUAGCAGCCGGUAUGCAAACCUUACCGGUCAAGGACUUGACAUUUUUUCUGCCUUCCCAACUACUGAAAGCCUGAUGCUGUUUUCAUCCCCAACCCAAAAGGUAGUGGAGAGUGAAGAACUUUGAAAAACAAACAAUUGUUCCAGUUACACCUGCAGAGAUACUAGAACUGUGGAAAAAAAAAAAAAAAAGAAAAAAAAGAGGUACAAGUCAAGAUGCUCAAGGUUUACAAGCAACUUGUUUGUAAUUAAGUAUACUGCUGCUGCAAAUGUUGCAAGUAACAUAUCGUACAAGACUUUUGCAUAUUAUUUUACUGCAGGAUAAUUGUGGUAUGGAGUGUUGUGCAAUAAAUUCAGUACUGUGUAGUUUGCUAAGAAUUACAUAGUAAACAUAGUUUUCAGCACUUAAAAGCCAAUACCACUAUUACUGCUUGAAUUAAAGCUACUGUACUGUAGCAAGCCAUGUUAAGGAUUGAUGAUGUUUAGCUGGAAUACUGCCAGUGAAAACAUUGACAUUACAAUAACAAUAAUCCUGAAUGAGAGUAAACAACAUGACUUUGAAUGUAAUU